GCCGAACCAACAGGUGGCGCUUCACCGUCGACCUCCGUACACGCCUAGGAUACUAAUGUUACAUUUAUUUCGUCACUUCGGCAUAAAUCGGCAACAAGUAUUCGACAUGUACAAGACGAUAAGAAAGAAAGUGAGGAAUUUAUAGUCGGGAAUAUAUCACAAUAAUGCUAGCCUGCGUCUGUCAACCUACCGACGGCGGCAUCUUCAGCCGAUCGCCCGUGCCACUUGGCGCUCCGCCGUUGCAAUCGAACGGUGCGGUUCCUAAAAGGAGCCGCGCGUUAGAAAAGCAUUCGGUAAUCACCACCGAACCUAACCCGAAAACGAUUCAUAAACAUCAGGAAACCUACAAAAAAACCAAGCACGUCGCGAAUAGAAUAACGAAGAGGACUGGGAGGAGUGAUGCUUUUGACACGGCGUCUGUUAGCGGCGAAAGCCUUUCAUUGAGUGUUAAUAAUGAAUCGAAUGACAAAGCUUUAGAAGUUGCGAAACCGAAGGAGUUUCCCUUAGCAAAUAUUAAUUGUCUUUCUACACGAAAUAAAUCUGAAACGAAACAAGAAACGAUUGGCUGUGAAACACGAAACACCUCCAUUGAAAAAUGUAACGAUCUGCGUAAGCGAUUUACACAGUGCUCAAAGUUUUAUUGGCCUACUGUAAGUAACUCCACUACAACAUAUUGCCUCGACCUAACUUUUCAUAUUUCUCCCAAUUCGGGAUGGAAGGUUAUGAACUUUAUUAUUGCGUGA
Messenger RNA from Photinus pyralis (common eastern firefly), 743 nucleotides. RefSeq lists its product as uncharacterized. The record is from RefSeq and is a predicted model, not a curated record. The transcript is spliced from 3 exons. Lineage: Eukaryota; Metazoa; Arthropoda; Insecta; Coleoptera; Lampyridae. The coding region runs from base 165 to 743 and encodes 192 amino acids.